Messenger RNA from Salpingoeca rosetta, 2468 nucleotides. RefSeq names its product TK/SFK-SRC protein kinase. The transcript is spliced from 13 exons. Gene Ontology annotation, biological process: cell surface receptor protein tyrosine kinase signaling pathway; cell differentiation; protein phosphorylation. NCBI's taxonomy places the organism in Eukaryota, Choanoflagellata, Craspedida, Salpingoecidae. The record is from RefSeq and is a predicted model, not a curated record. Bases 227 to 2095 code for a protein of 622 amino acids. Gene Ontology annotation, molecular function: ATP binding; signaling receptor binding; non-membrane spanning protein tyrosine kinase activity. Gene Ontology annotation, cellular component: extrinsic component of cytoplasmic side of plasma membrane.
GUAAAAUUUGUCCCGAGCGGAGGAGGAGGCACAUCGCACACCACCCAUCUCAACCACCACCACCGCCCACGACACCACCCCCCUGACUCUUGUUGGGCUCGGAACGCUGCUGCUGCUGCUGCUGUUGUCGUCGCUGCUGCUGUAGCUGUUUCUUGUUGGUGAGCAAGCGAACGAGCGAGCGUUCUUGGGCUACGUUGCCUUCUUGACACGCUGCUGAUACACAAACAUGUCCAAGCCAGCCAGCGAUGCUCCGCGUCUCAAUACGGGGAAGCGUGGCAAGCGCUCGCGUGGCUUCCUGAAGCUCUGCGUGUACUUUGACACAGCAUCCAGCUUCCUCGUGGCCGACGUCAAGGAGGCAAGAGCACUGCCAAAGCCUGCCCUGGCCUACGUCAAGUGCUACAUCAUGCCGGAGAAGAAGGUCACAAAGCAGAAGACUAUCGUCGUCAAAGAGAAAACCACCAGCCCAGAGUUUGAGGAAGUGCUGCGCUGGCCCAUCAACGAUCCAAGAGAAUACCGCGAGCGGCUGCUGGAAGUUGACGUGUGGGACAAAGCUGCAAGGUCGGGCUUCAUUGGCCGAUUCUCCAUCAAGAUUGCGGACGUGCUGCCGCCGACCGACAAGCUCGAAGGGUGGUUUGAGCUGCUUGACUCGGACAAAGGGUCGUCGCAGUACCACCUGGUUGAGCCAGACACAUCCCGCGACGACCUCGUCACCGCCCUCUACGACAACAUCCCCCGCGGGCCUGGGGAGCUGUUUAUGCGCAAGGGCGACAUGCUGUACCAGCACGAGACAGAGGGCGCGUGGUGCCGCGUGGAGAACGCCAUCACAGGCGACGAAGGUUACGUCCCGGCCUCAUUUGUUGUCAAGGCAAACAGCCUUGAGUCGGAGCCGUGGUUCUUUGGGCCCAUCACCCGCGCAAAGGCCGAGAAACUGCUCGGGUCGCCGCUGCGCAAACACGGCACCUACCUUAUCCGCGAGAGCGAGAGUGCGCCGGGCACAUAUUCGCUGUCGAUGAAGGACGGCGAUGCUGUGCGCCAUUUCCGCAUCAAAGUCGUUGAUGGCAAGAAACUCCGGAUCCAGGGGUCGCCGUCGGCGCCGCACGAUGACCUGCGGUCGCUGGUGAAGUUCCACCAGAAGUCGCGCUGUGGGCUCUCCACGCGCCUCAAGACACCCUGCCCACGCGAACAGCCCGCACGUGCUGCUGAUCUUGCGUACAACGUGAAGGACGAGUGGGAGGUUGACCGGGACACGGUUGACCUGAAGAAGCAGCUGGGCGAGGGCCAGUACGGCGAGGUGUAUUAUGCAAUCUGGAAUGGCGUGACAGAGUGCGCCGUCAAGACACUCAAGACACACACGACCUCCCCCGACGAAUUCCUCAAAGAGGCCCAGCUCAUGAAGAAACUGAAGCACGACAACCUUGUGCGGCUGUAUGCGGUGUGCUCGAUUGGCGAGCCCAUCUUCAUCAUCACCGAAUUUAUGAAGAACGGCGCCCUGCUCGAGUACCUCAAGACGCCCGCGGGCGAAGCCCUCCGCCUCCCCACCCUUAUCGACAUGGGCACAGAUAUCGCUCAGGGCAUGGCGUACCUGGAGCGCAACAACUACAUCCACCGCGAUCUUGCAGCCCGCAACAUUCUCGUCGGUGACAACAACGUGUGCAAGGUUGCCGACUUUGGCCUUGCGCGUGUGCUUGAGGAUGGCGAGUUCCGCCCCGAGAAUCUGGAGAAAUUCCCUGUGCGCUGGACUGCACCAGAGGCAAUGAAGCACAACAGGUACUCGACCAAGUCUGAUGUGUGGAGUUUUGGCAUUUUGCUGAGCGAGAUUAUCACAUACGGCCGCAAGCCGUACCACGGCAUGUCGAACAAGGAGGUGGUUGGCAAGCUCGACUCUGGGUUCCGCAUGGAGUGCCCGCCGGGCUGCCCAGACUCGCUCUACAAGAUCAUGCUCGACUGCUGGAAGUCGGAGCCUGCCGACCGCCCGACGUUUGAGGCGCUGGUGUUCCGGCUGGAGGACUUCUUCCACGGCGACAUGCAGUACGCAGAGGCGUCGCAGGUGCUCGGGGAUGACGACGACGACGACGACAGUGGCGACAAGAAGUGACACCGUCCCCGUCCGCAUACCGCUUGUGAUGUUGCGGUUGAAGUGCUGCUGAAGUGUUGUUGUCGUUGUUGUUGUUGUUGUUGUGGUUGUUGUUGGCGUGGGCGUGUGCAGGCGUUGCUCUCGGCCGCCUCAACUGUGUCUGUUUCGCGUUGGUCUUGCUCUCUUGCCCCCUACCCCCACUCCUCCUUGAUCCCCUUGCUCCCCUUGCUCCCCUUUCGCUUCCUUCGUGUUCCCUCCUUUCAUCUUCUCUCACUCGAACCUCUCUAGCUUUGGGAUGUGUUUGGUGCACUUUGGCUCUUCCAGUCUCGCUCCUUACUCCUUCUUGCGUGUGUGUGUGUGUGUGUGUGUGUGUGCGUGUGUGUGUGUGUGUGUG